Molecule: messenger RNA, 566 nt
Organism: Gossypium raimondii (Peruvian cotton)
Lineage: Eukaryota; Viridiplantae; Streptophyta; Magnoliopsida; Malvales; Malvaceae
Exons: 3
Coding region: 183-419 (78 amino acids)
Cellular component (GO): mitochondrion
Source: RefSeq, a predicted model, not a curated record
AUCUAGGGUUUUCCAGAAUGCCUUUGAGAGAACAGAGCGAAGUUUAUUAUAAGCAGUGCCGCUCUUGUUCCGUUGCCGGCAGAAAUCAAACCCUAAAAUAAUUCCUUUCGGUUUUUUGCAAGUAAAUUUUCUUACUCUUGCAAGGUUCUCAGAAAGGGAGAGAAUCAGUUGUGGUUCUCUCCAUGGAUUUGCAGGGCUUCCUGCUUCGUGCUCGAGUGCUGAAGCUUUAUAGACAAGCUCUACGGGCUGCUCGAAAGGCUCCUCAUGAUUCUAGAGCUGAGUUGAAACAGGUCAUUAGACAAGAGAUGGAGACCAAUCGAGAUUGCAAGGAUAGGCAAAAGAUUCGCUUCCUGAUUAGUGAAGGAACCGAGAGACUGAAAGGUCUGACUGAGAUGCUUGGUAUGCAGGGACAUUGCUAGUUCAAUGAAAGCUGCCUGCUGCUUUGGUAUCUUAAAACUCUGAUUUUGUAGAAUAGACUUCAUUCUCCACAAGUUAACCAAUUUCAUAAAUUUACUUCUUCCAUGAAUAUAAAAUUUUUAUUUAAUUAUAGUUUAUUGAGGUGGCAA